Molecule: messenger RNA, 2817 nt
Organism: Pogona vitticeps (central bearded dragon)
Lineage: Eukaryota; Metazoa; Chordata; Lepidosauria; Squamata; Agamidae
Gene: DDN
Product: dendrin
Source: RefSeq, a predicted model, not a curated record
UCCUCACUACCUGCACAAAGAACCAGGCUGUCUUCUGCUGCAUGUGGUGUGUGGGUGUAACACACUCCCAGGCUGUCUCUCUCUCCCCCCCCCACCCCGAUCUAAUGCAGUGGGCUCUGGCGGCUGCUAGAUGUCCCGGCAACCAAGACAAUGUUUGAAUGUUUGAGUCCAGGAGAUUCUAGGCAGCUUCGUGUCUGCAAGAAAACGAACCUACCCCUUGUUGAAUUUAACACCGUCUCUUGUUCCAGCCGAAGCACCAUGGAAGCAGGGCUGUGGACUGGACAAGGCUACAGUGCCCCCUGGAUGUACCACGGUGCGGCUGGGCAUUACACGCUCCUGGAAAAACAACUGGACUCCGAUGUUUCUCCCUGCCGGUAUCGCCCUGCUUCCCGGGUACUGCAGGACUCCACCAACUGGCUUGAUGCCCAGCAACUUCCACCUCAUUGGAGCUUGCUGAAGCAGGAGGACCACUGGUUUUCUGGGAAGGAGUUGAGCGGGGAGGUGCCUUCCCCCAAAGCCCAAAGGCAGCUGCAGCAGCACAGCCCUACUUAUAGAGGGUUUCCUUGCUGGAGGGACAGGGGUUGGGGAGGCCGUCCGGCCUCAAAGGAUCAUUCUGCUGCAAAUAGCAAGUGGUACCCAGGAGUGCCUCUUGCCCACAGCAAGAGUGAUCUCCCUGCCCGGGCCCCUCCUAGCUAUGAAGCCCAUAUGUUGCUGCACCUCCGGGUGGGGCAGGGCCCCCGCAAGGAAAACUGGCCACAUCCCCCACCCUAUGUUGCUCCUCCAUCUUAUGAGGCACCCCACCUCACAGUACGUCCCCCACAGCAGCAACAGCUGCCGCCACCGCAGCGCUAUGCACACAAGGAUGCCUCUUCUGCCGGGAAGCAAGUCCUCAGAGAGGCCCCCCGGAAAGUCCAGGCCAGAGCGGCGGGGGUCCGUGGGCCUCUGAUGCAUGGUCCUGGGGGGAAAGCAAGGCAAAGCCCGGCUGAAAUUCCAGGUAGCUGGAGCUACCUAUCGGGAGCUGGCACCUGGAGUGGCCCAAAGAUGCACCCAGCAAGAGCAGGCCAGGGGAAGUCCUCUGAUGGCUUGUUGGCGAGCUGGGAUAUGAGCCCCCAACACCGAAGCCACACCCUCCCUCGGAGAAGUAAGCCGACCAAGGGGGUGCCAGUGCCCCAUCCCCCUGAGCACAUACUCCCUGCUGGUUGGGGUUUUAGCCAUACGGCUGUCGGGCCCCAGGCUGUGGCAGGAAAGGGUAGCAGAGUAGGUGGUAAGCAGAGAAAAGAUCUCUUACCUCAGUGGAAGGAACCAGGACCGGGCAAGGAGUCUGCAGGAAGCCAGGGAGCUUUGUGGAAGCUGACGCCACGGAAGCGUGGGGGUCUCUUUGUCAUUGAUGCCACGUGUGUGGUGAUCCAAGCCCACUAUAUCCCACCUCCCCGGAUGGAGCAUGUCCGCUACUUGGGCCUGGAAGAGAGGCCAGAUAAGGUCAAAGUGGCGUCAUCCCCCCGUGGCUCUCCAGGCCCUGUCUCCAUGGAAGAACGGGCGGCUCGCAUCCUGGGCCUUUCCCUGAGUGAGCUAGGCCUCUCAGAGGCAGGAGCAGGUAAAACCCCAGGGAUUCCUGGGCCAAAGGUAGGAGAGAGUCAUGUUGCAAGCGCCACUGUAUCUCAGGAGGCCUAUGGGACAGGGCAGCCUGGAGGGCAGAAUUCUGCCCUAGCCAGCCCCAGGAAACCUCUCCUCGCAGCCCCAGCACUCAGCAGCUUCCAGGUUGGGCCUAAAGAGCAGGAGGUUCCCAGCCCAGGUGACAGAGGAACCGCCGUUCCUUGCCAGGAAAAUGGUUGCGGCCUUCUGCAAGGUGAAGGGGAGCCCACGCUUUCCACAGAAAAAACAUCCUAUGCCCUGGAUCUGAAGGAAGCCAUGUUGAGGAUCCGCCGCCAUACGGCACCAGAUUCAGAUACAGAUGAUGAUGAUGAAGAGGAGGAGCUGGAAAAAGACAGCCGACCACCCGGUGGGCAACCAGUAUGGAGAGGGCGCCUGAAUGAUGGGGCUCUCUCCUAUAGCAGCAGCAGCCUAGACAGCAGCAGUUCCAAUGCCACCGUGGUGCCCAGGAACGCUACCCCCACCCUGAGGAAUGGACCCAAAGCUGGCCCAGCAUCGACUGCAAGACAAGGAGGAUUGGUUCAAGUAGGACCCUAACCCUGGCUAUAGAUUAGAAGAGACACAACUAACCAGUAUCCGAUCCUCACCUAACCUGUCCGCAAGUGCCUGCCAUCCCUAGGCCGAGACCUUUGAGAAUUAAAAAUGAAAAGGCUUAGUCAAUGGUCAGGCUGGAUGGAGCGUUCUGAGACUGACAGUCUAAAAAAUAGCUUUUUAGACUCUGACUCUGCCUGCUGCCCCAUGACCCAAUGGCAGGGAUCCCAAUAUGUUUGGGACUGUGGGGUUGUGCAGGAGAUAUACAUAGCUGUAAGACUUCUCACUUCCGUUUGUGUGCUCCUGCGUGUUUUAGCAUGGUAGCCAAGAAUGAAACCUCCAUGUUCAGGAGAAGUAAACCAUAAAUUAUUAAAUGCUAGGGACAAUCUACAUCACCAUAAUACCUUAUAAAAUUAAACCUCCUUGAUUAGCCUUAGUUGAAGAAUUGAGCGCUGCCAUGCAAGAGCAGGGCCAUUUGGAUUACAGUAUAAUCUUGGGGGGGGGGGAGAAGGUCAGUUUCUGUGUAGCAGAGGUACUUCCGGUAGGCAGUAAACCUGCCAAGCACAAUUCUGCUCCUUCAUAUUCGUAUGGUUAAUUGUAAGACAAUUUACGUGUGCUAAGUGUUCAGGAGUGGUG